CUUUUCGUUAUUUUUAAAAAUUUGGCGCAUGUGCUAAGCGCCCCCACGGACGCGAUCUUGUGGCCAGUCGAUUUAACCAUACCGCGAAGCAAAGUCGAGCGUCAACAGCGAAGAAGGAGCAGACCGAUCGUUACGUGUGCUGUGUUUGUUUGUUGGACCAAAGUGGUGAAUUUAUUUACAUUCCACAAUCGUUUGAUUUGUUGCAACACAAAAUUGAUUAAGUAAAACCAAUGGAAGGCGAUUUCAGAAGCAUUAUGCACCUAAGCUAUCGCGAUUAUCGCUCCAUCCCGGAGGGUUUGCGCGGCCAGGGCAGUGAGGAGAUUUCCGAAAUUUAUCUGAAAGAAAAUCUUAUCCACACUCUACCGGAUUGGUUCUUCGUGGAGAUGUGCCAUUUGCGGUUUCUGUGCCUCGCGGGCAAUAUGAUCGAAUCGCUGCCGAACCAGAUCGGCCGCUUCGAGUGUCUGGAAACGCUCGAUCUGUCGGAGAAUUCCCUUCACCGGUUGCCCCACACGGUGGGACGGUUGAAGCAGUUAACCAAGCUGCUGCUGAACGGAAACUAUCUUCAUCAACUGCCUGCUGAACUAGGCCAACUACGCAAGCUGGAGGUGCUGGAAAUUCGCAAAAAUCGUCUCACAAACAUUCCCCUCCAGCUGUCACAGUGCGUCGCGCUGGAAGAUCUCCUGAUGGACGACAAUCCCGGGCUGGUGUCCGUGCCAACGCGGCUCUUCAAUCUGCCCCGGUUGACGUACGUGUCCGCGGAACGUUGCAACUUGUUUCAGCUCCCGUUCUACACCAACACAACCACACUCGCAUUUGCACUGCUGUUCAGCAACAACCGCAGCCUAACGCACUGUCCACUGGCACUGGAGCGCUUCGCGCCGCCCGAUUACGAUGCGCUCGAGGACAAGGUGAAGCGAAUCCGAAACCCUUCCUGCUAUCGGCAGCUCGUUUGUAAAGCGGUACCGUAUCUGUUGAACUUUCCGUCCGAGUUGGCGUAUGUGAGUGAUCGUAAAAAGGUGGGAAUUGCUCCAAACUCUUUGCUAGCGACAGCGUUGCGCGUGGUUUCCCGGUGUCGAGUACGGUUGGACGUUUUGGAGCGGCUUGGUUUGCCACAGUGCCUUACCAUCCGUUUGCUUCAAGGGCCGGUAGCCUACUGUGCCAGUGUACCAUGUGAGAAGGAAAUUUUCAUCGAAGCAGUCGUCGCGCUGGUUAAGAGGAAGGAAUAUGCACGAAAUUUUGUACUUAGUGUGUUGUUCUGCUCGAAGCUUUGCGCGGACCGUUGGUUCCAGUACAACUGUGACACGUACGAGGAGCUGUCGUGGGUAAUUCCCGUCUAAAGCGUCGUCAUACUGCC
Messenger RNA from Anopheles gambiae (African malaria mosquito), 1354 nucleotides. Its product is annotated as leucine-rich repeat-containing protein 1. The record is from RefSeq and is a predicted model, not a curated record. NCBI's taxonomy places the organism in Eukaryota, Metazoa, Arthropoda, Insecta, Diptera, Culicidae. Gene Ontology annotation, molecular function: protein binding. The transcript has 3 exons. Bases 231 to 1337 code for a protein of 368 amino acids.